This is a messenger RNA of Peronospora farinosa, 297 nucleotides long. The record is from the annotation of a GenBank genome assembly. Lineage: Eukaryota; Oomycota; Peronosporomycetes; Peronosporales; Peronosporaceae.
AUGUUUUUGCAUUAUGCUCUGUCUGUUUUUCGUAGCUACAGCAACAUCGUCAUUGAGAACACGUCCACGCUGGACUUGUCCCUCCGCCUGCGUGGUGGUGGUAAGGUCCACGGUUCGUUGGCACGUGCCGGUAAGGUGAAGGGUCAGACCCCCAAGGUUGCGAAGCAGGAGGAAUCGAAGAAGGCGCUAACGGGCCGCGCUAAGAAGCGCUGGCAGUACAACCGCCGCUUUGUGAAUGUCACGGCGGGCAUUGGUGGCAAGAAGUUGGGCCCCAACUCGAACGCGCCCAAGCAGUAA